AUGCAUUCCAAAGAACAGUCUCAGUCCCCGCACACGCACGACUCAGAAGACAUUCAAGAAUUAGAACCAAAGGUUUUUGAAGUCACACCAGCCAAGGUCCAGCCCUACCCAGUCAUACUAACCUUUAGCCACAUCAACUACACCAUCAACGAAUUGGGCUUCAAUAAGAACUUUUUCAAAGAAAAGAAACUCCCCAUCACUUACAAGAAGAAAAAGAUCUUAGAAGAUGUAUCUGGAGUCAUUGGUGCUGGUGAGUUAGUUGCUUUAAUGGGUGGGAGUGGUGCUGGUAAGUCGACAUUACUUGAUAUACUUGCCGGUAUAUCUAAACGUGGAUCGACCACAGGGAAGGUCUUAGUGAAUAACAGAGAUGUGAAACACUAUAAGAGGUCGAUUGGGUAUGUUUCACAAACAGAUUACUUAAUGGGCACAUCGACUGUCGAAGAGGCUUUAACGUUUUACACCACGUUGAAGUCGUCUGUCGCAUCGAAGAAGACGGAGAGAGAACAAAUAGUGAAGGAAGUCAUGGACACACUCGACUUAACUAAGAUCAGAGACUCAAUCAUUGGAACAGAGAAACGGCGUGGAGUCAGUGGCGGUGAGAAGAAAAGAGUUUCGAUUGGGUGCGAGUUAGUGACGAACCCAUCAAUUUUGUUUCUUGAUGAACCAACGACGGGACUUGAUGCGUUCAGUUCUUUGGCAGUAGUCGACGCACUGCAGAAGUUGUCAAAUAAAGGUACUACUGUCAUAUGUACUAUUCAUCAGCCACGCCCACUCAUCUUCGAGAAGUUCACGAAGAUCAUUAUGCUCAACAGAGGCAAAAUGAUAUACUUUGGUUCACCAAAGCAAUGUCCCGGAUUUUUACAAGAAGCAGGAUUCCACACAGACGACAACAUAGCAGACGCAAUGAUGGACGCGGCAGCGUACGAGACUGGAAACGAGAAAGGAAAGGAACUUCUUGCUGAAAACAUAGGAGGGGAAAAGGGGAGCAUUCAGAAAGUGUUUGACGCACAUAAAGAAGAGAUCAAUCAACAAAUAGAAGAACUCAAUAGCAUUAACAUGGAAAAGAUGAAACGCAACUUUGGAAGACCUGUUGGGUUCUACGAACUGUACAAACGGCUGAUAGUCUCGGACAAAAGAGACCCCUCCCAAAUAUUGGGCCAAAUCUUCGCGAAGAUCUUUUUUGCGUUGUUGAUCGGGUCCAUCUUUUUCGAUAUCAAAAACGAUCAACAGGGCAUUCGAGACAAAAGCGGCGUGUUGUUUUUCAUUGUGACAAGUCAGGCAAUGUCGUUGAUGGAUUAUUUGGUCCAAUUUAUCGAGGAAAGGACUUUGAUGAGGAGAGAGAGCGGGAAAGGGCUAUACACAACAGCCGCCUAUUUUUUCGCUUACAUGUUACAUAGUUUACCGUUUUUGAUAUUAUACCCGACUAUAUACUUGGCCAUAGCAUAUCCAAUGCUCAACUUACGACCAGGUUUUGUCAACUGGUUGUGUAUGUGGGGGUGUCUUGUAUUAGCUACGUUAAUAGCACAAGGGAUGUUCUACUCCAUUUCAACAAUAUCGCCGAACGUGACCGUCGCGCAAAUCAUCGCGCCAAUAGUGAUUGUCGUUUUGAUGAUAUUCACCGGCUUUUUCAUUCAAAAGGAGAACAUCAUCGGGUUCUGGAUGUGGGCGUAUUAUUUGUCGUGGAUGAGGUACGCAUUCGAGUUGAUUAUGUUGAGCCAAUUUGAUGGACUCACACUGUAUUGUCAGCCAAACGAAUUGGUUGGUGGGCAAUGUCCAUACACAACAGGGGAAAAGUACCUUGACACUAUGGAAAUAUCAUCAUCGAUUUUGGUCAACUACUUUGUGUUGGCGGGGUUUCUCGUUGCCUUUGACGUGUUUGUCUUCUUCGCGCUCCACAUCUUCCACAAAGAAAAACGAUGA
Entamoeba invadens IP1 is the source of this 1920-nucleotide messenger RNA. RefSeq names its product protein white, putative. The transcript has a single exon. Lineage: Eukaryota; Evosea; Mastigamoebida; Endamoebidae. Gene Ontology annotation, cellular component: membrane. The coding region runs from base 1 to 1920 and encodes 639 amino acids. Gene Ontology annotation, molecular function: ATP binding; ATP hydrolysis activity; ABC-type transporter activity. The record is from RefSeq and is a predicted model, not a curated record.